Acanthamoeba castellanii str. Neff is the source of this 1713-nucleotide messenger RNA. RefSeq names its product nicotinate phosphoribosyltransferase. Gene Ontology annotation, biological process: NAD+ biosynthetic process. The record is from RefSeq and is a predicted model, not a curated record. The coding region runs from base 1 to 1713 and encodes 570 amino acids. NCBI's taxonomy places the organism in Eukaryota, Discosea, Longamoebia, Acanthamoebidae. Gene Ontology annotation, molecular function: nicotinate phosphoribosyltransferase activity. The transcript is spliced from 16 exons.
AUGGCGCAACAGAACGAAACGAGGGACGCGGGCGUGGCAGCACUGAGGCUGGGGGUGGUUGGCACAGGGGACCCCUCUGUCACCGACUUCUUACCCACCAACAGCCUCGUGGUCCCGCUACUCACCGACCUCUACGAGCUCACCAUGGCCUACGCCUACUGGAAGGCCGGCAAGCAUGAAGAGCACGCCGUUUUCGACUUGUUCUUCCGCAAGAAUCCAUUCAAGGGGGAAGUCACAAUCUUUGCCGGCCUCGAAGAAGUGCUGCGUUACGUCAAGAACCUUAGGUUCACCAAGGGUCAGAUAGACGAGUUGCGCGCCAAGGCGCUGCGCCACUGUCGAGAGGACGGCUUCUACGAAUGGCUCGCCACCGUGGACUCGUCCAAGCUCAAGAUCUACGCGGUGCCCGAAGGAACGUUGAUGUUCCCUCGCGUACCGCUGAUUCGAGUAGAGGGUCCCCUUGCCGUGGCGCAGCUGCUCGAGACGACGCUCCUCACGCUCGUCAACUACCCCAGGUCGGUCACACUCAUCACCGCCGCUGGGUUGAUGGAGUUCGGGUUGCGGCGAGCCCAGGGUCCCGACGGAGGCGUGUAUUCCUAUAUGGGCGGCUUCGACAGCACCAGCAACGUGCUGACUGGCCUCCUCUGGGACAUCGAAACCCAGGGCACGCACGCGCACUCCUUCGUCGAGAGCUUCUUUGACGACGUGCCCCUCAGCGUCAAGCAUCUCAAGAAGAAAGGCGGCGAGGAGGAAGACUUCGAAAAGGCGGCCAUGGAGUGCCGCGAGGAGCUCGGCUUCUCCAACACCAGCACGGGAGAGCUGAGGUCGUUCAUUUCCUACGCCAUUGCCUUCCCGACGAGUUGCGUUUGCUUGGUGGACACCUACGACACCAUGAACUCGGGCGUUCCCAAUUUCCUCUGCGUUGCCUACGCCCUGCACAAGUUUGGGUACAAGGCGGCGGGCAUCCGCCUGGACUCGGGGGAUCUGGCCUACCUUUCCAAGCAAGCGCGCAAGCUUUUCGCUAAGACGGCAGAUCGUUUGGGUCUGGCCUACUUCAAGAAGUUCCAAAUCGUGGCGUCGAGCGAGAUAUCCGAGGACGUGCUCUACUCGCUCAAUCAGCAGGGCCACGAGAUCGACGUCUUUGGCGUGGGCACCAACCUCGUGACGUGCCAGAAGCAGCCCGCGUUGGGAUGCGUUUACAAGCUGGUCGAGCUGAACGGCGAGAACCGGAUCAAGCUGUCGGAAGCCAUCGAAAAGGUAACGAUACCAGGGCGCAAGCUGGCCUAUCGUCUCUAUGGCAAGAAAGGCGGGCCGGUGAUCGACGUCAUGCUUCAGCUGCCGCCGCCCGGCAAAGGCAACUCCGCCGAUAACGAUGUGGCCAAGGGGGAUACACCCGCCGAGCACAAGCGUAUCCUUUGCUGCGAUCCGUUCGACGGCAAGAAGAGGGCUUACAUCACCCCCACCAAGGUGGAGAAGCUGCACCAGCUGUACUUUAGCGACGGCAAAGUGGUGCAGGAGCUGCCCCACAUCGGACACAUCCGCGCGCACAUACUCGAUCAGAUUGCCAACCUCCGACCCGACCACUUGCGGCCGUUGAACCCCACCCCCUACAAGGUGUCUGUGACGGAGACGGUCUUUCGGGACUUCCACCGGCUGUGGGAGCAGUCGGUACCCAUCAAGGACAUCUCCAACCUCAACGUUGAAGUUGACGAGUGA